Molecule: messenger RNA, 345 nt
Organism: Paramuricea clavata
Lineage: Eukaryota; Metazoa; Cnidaria; Anthozoa; Malacalcyonacea; Plexauridae
Source: the annotation of a GenBank genome assembly
AUGGGAUUAAACUCUAGCAUCGAAAAAUGCGAUCAUGAAAGUGGUUCUCAGUGUUCAACAUUGAACAUUGACCGACAACUUGACGCAAUGCGAAAUGAAGUCAGGCAACAGGAACGUUUAAUAACUGAGAAGAUCAAACAAGCGAUGACGGUAAAGGAAGACACAUUGGUUAUGAGAUAUAGCGACCUCAAAGAUGUGACAGAAAUAUCUGCAGCUAUUCAGGAGAUCUUUAGGGACGAGCCAGUAGCUGUGCAGUUUCUAAAGGAAGCCGCAAUUACGAUGAUUGCCGAGUUUCGCAACAAUUCCACGACGAAGGAAUUAUCGCGCUGUCACCAAGUGAAGAAG